AUGGCUGGCGUUUGUAGCAGAUUUGCUUUUGCGACCGCAACAACUAUAGAGGAGCUGAAAAACUGCUCCAAAAGCGAAAACGCUGCAAAAAGCACCGAUUUUUGGCUCUCUGUCUGGAAGAAGUGGUGCUUAGAGAAGAAAAUUACAGAUGAAAUAGAAAAUUAUGAGCCGGCUGAGCUUGACACUUUGCUCGAGCAUUUCUACGCCGAAGUAAAAAAUAAACAAGGUGAAGAUUAUGAACCAGAAAGCCUCAAAGUAAUGAUGGCAUCGCUUGACAGACACUCAAAGAACAAAGGCUACACAUUGUCCAUUGUACGUGAUCGAGAAUUUAGUUCGUCCAAAAAGGUGUUGGAAGGCAAAGCGAAACAGCUUCGCUUGGCUGGCCGUGGUAAGCGCCCAAACAAAGCUCGACAAGUAUCAGACGAGGAAGAAGAAAUUCUCUGGAAGAGCGGAAAACUCGGAGGUAAUAACCCAGAAUCUUUAAUUCAAACAAUGAGGUGGCUCCUUACCCAACACUUUGGUCUUCGUGGAAGGCAAGAACACCACGGAAUGAGACUGGACGAUUUCAGAAUCAUGAACGAUGACGACGGCAUCGAAUUUGUUGAGUUUGCAGAAGGGCCUACGAAAACAAGACCUGGAGGUUUGAGUGCAAAGCCAAGACAGUUCCAGCCCAAAAUGUUUCAGACCGGGGAAGGAAAAUGUCCAGUUGCUUUAUUUCGUCAGUACAUUAGCCGUAGACCUCCCAAUCUGAGGACGAGUGGUCCAUUUUAUCUCUCGAUAAAGUACAACAGACGAGCCAACGACGAAAUUUGGUACAAGGUACAGCCCAUGGGAGAAAAUAAAAUCAACUCCAUGGUGAAGAGCAUCAUCUCCGGAACCAGCCUUGAGACAUCUGAGAAGCGGUUUUCACAGUACCCGUAA
Messenger RNA from Porites lobata, 921 nucleotides. The record is from the annotation of a GenBank genome assembly. NCBI's taxonomy places the organism in Eukaryota, Metazoa, Cnidaria, Anthozoa, Scleractinia, Poritidae.